UAAAAAAAAAUUUACCCAGAGUUCUCGCGAAAGAUCGCGAGAUCUCCCUUUUUCACAAAUCGCCAUUAUGGGUAAACCCAGGGGUUUGAAGACAGCUAGAAAGUGUGUCAACCACAGACGGGACCAGAAAUGGCACGAUAAUGACUACAAGAAAGCCCAUCUACCCUCAAGAUGGGUCAAGCCCUUCCAGGGGUCCUCCCACGCCAAGGGAAUUGUCUUGGAAAAAGUUGGAGUUGAGGCUAAGCAGCCAAACUCUGCCAUCAGAAAGUGUGUCAGAGUACAGCUCAUCAAGAACGGAAAGAAGAUCACAGCCUUCGUCCCUAACGACGGUUGUCUGAACUACGUAGAGGAAAACGAUGAGGUUUUGGUGGCUGGAUUCGGUAGAAAAGGUCACGCCGUCGGAGAUAUUCCCGGUGUCCGCUUCAAGAUCGUCAAAGUGGCCAACGUAUCACUCCUCGCUCUGUUCAAGGGAAAGAAAGAACGACCUAGGUCAUAAAUGUAUAUAAUGCUAAUAAAGAGUUUUUGAGGGAA
Messenger RNA from Magallana angulata, 531 nucleotides. RefSeq names its product 40S ribosomal protein S23. Gene Ontology annotation, cellular component: cytosolic small ribosomal subunit; ribosome. Gene Ontology annotation, molecular function: structural constituent of ribosome. The record is from RefSeq and is a predicted model, not a curated record. Gene Ontology annotation, biological process: translation. Lineage: Eukaryota; Metazoa; Mollusca; Bivalvia; Ostreida; Ostreidae. The coding region runs from base 68 to 496 and encodes 142 amino acids. The transcript has 4 exons.